AUGAUUGACGAAUCGAAUUCAAUCGAACAAAAUUAUGUCACUCAGCCUUGUUUCCCCUUCGAUUUAAUUUGUCGUCCUGCUCUUCACCAUACUCACCAUGAAUUGAAAGCUCAAAAUCGCAUUACCCCAUCCGCUCAUCACUUCCAACCUUCUCAACUUCGUCUUUCUUCUCCAUUCGACCUUUCUCUCAUUUCACGCCAUCCUCAAAAAUUGGGCUUACGUCGAAUGAAAAAGAGCCACAAUCUUGCUGGUCUUGCAAGAGCAGAAAUCAAGUCUUACCGUGAGAUUGCCAUGAAAAAUGAUACCGAUCCCGAUUUUCCGAAAUUCGCAGAGUUUCCAAAAGAAAUUCGUCUCAAAAUUUGGGAAGAAUAUGCCAAUAAUUUAACACCAAGAGAUGUACCUGUUUGGCGUCUUAGGAAUCCAUUUGUUCAUUCGUCCACCAGUUGUUACAUCAAUAUCUAUGAUCAUAUCAGCAAAAGUCUUCAAUUGAUUCCUCUCAGUAGUGGAUCGGUACGUCAUUAUGAUUUCAAAUGGGUUUGCCCACAACCAGAUAUUCUCUACAUUAACUCUGAAGCACGUAAAGUUGGGUUGAGUAUCUACACCCAAGAGAGUUUGAAUGGUACCUUUUGCUCCAAGAUGAAUUGGGAACUGGGUUCGGAAACUGGUCCAGCAACUAUCUAUCGUCAUAUCAACGGAAUGGAUCGUAUCAUGCCAAUGUAUGAUUUUUCCAAUGGACACGAAACCUUUUGGAUCGAACAUGAACAUCAACUCGAAGGAAGGAUUGCGCUCAAUGCUUUUCUCUAUGAUUUAGAUCCUAAUCAACCAGUUCUUUCCAGUGAUACUAUGUUGAUGUUGAUGAAGAGUUCUUCAACAGCUCGGGAAAGACGUGAACUUUAUGUUAAGGAAGUCGCAAAAGCUUGGUCAGCAGUUAUACCAUCAACAGCUAUAUCACCUCCUACUAGGACACUUGGUCAUUUCCAUCCGUUCAAUAUUAAGGAGAUUACAAUUUACUAUCGCACUGAAAGUCUCAUUGGAGUUAAAGAAUUCAAAUGGACCAACAUCUCCGAAAACCAUCUCCACGACUACGAAGGAUACCAAGAAAUGCUCAACAUGAAGCGCGCCAUCAAAACCGCAUAUCAAUACUGGGAGUUACAACGUUAUCGCACUUGGGUACAUUACACUGGUCAUAUGGAUCCUCAAACCACAGCUGAAUUGUUGGAGGAUCUCAAUACGCCAGAGUUUAAGAAACAAGUUGGAAAGAUGAGUUGUUUGUUGUUGUCAAUGACGAGAGAUAAUCCGGGAUUGCAGGAAAAGUAUAAGUCGAGAAUGGAAUAUAAGAUGGCGAAUCCGAGGAGAAGUUGGAAUGAGAGAAUGGAGAAGAUGUGGGAGGAGAGGGUACCGGUUUUGCCUAGGAUUCAGUUUGCGGUUUGUAGGAGGAAGGAGGGGGGGUUGAAGGGAGUGGUUAGACCGCCGGGGUUUAAGUUGUAG
Botrytis deweyae is the source of this 1488-nucleotide messenger RNA. RefSeq lists its product as uncharacterized. The record is from RefSeq and is a predicted model, not a curated record. The transcript is spliced from 2 exons. Lineage: Eukaryota; Fungi; Ascomycota; Leotiomycetes; Helotiales; Sclerotiniaceae. Bases 1 to 1488 code for a protein of 495 amino acids.